Molecule: messenger RNA, 1342 nt
Organism: Polistes dominula (European paper wasp)
Lineage: Eukaryota; Metazoa; Arthropoda; Insecta; Hymenoptera; Vespidae
Source: RefSeq, a predicted model, not a curated record
GUGUUAAAUUCAUUUUAAAAAUCAUUUUGUAUUUCUGAUUACUAUUCUCAUAUGGUAUUCAUUAUUUUAAAUAUCGUUCGAACUGUAAAUUUUCUAAAAUUUUACUCGGGUUUUUUUAUUUAAUUUUGUGUUCUUUUUUUAUCAUUUUUUUUUUUUUUGUUAUUAUUAUUAACGAAGCAUGGCUAUCAUGCAAUCCUGUUGUUGCUGGCAAUCAGUACGCAGAGGGAGUUACGCUUGUGCCAUUUAUACCGGAAUUUACUUUGCUUUAUUAGCCAUAAUAACUAGCACGAUACUACAAGCAGAAAGUGAAUAUUUAUCUGGAAAUCGAUCGUUACCAGAGUCGUCGAGUAUUUUAGAACCUGGAACAAUAUCACCUGCUACAUUACGUUUCAACAUAACUUUGUUGAUAUGUUCGUGUUCUGGUAUUAUCUGUUGUAUUCUUCUCGUGUACGGUUUAUUAAAGGACAAACGAAUAUUCCUCUUACCAUGGAUCAUUAACAUGAUAUCUUGCAGUACGAUUGACAUUUCACACGCAUUGUAUUUAAUCAUCAUAACGCCAAACUUUAAUCCAAUAAUGGCGAUGCUCUACACACUCAACUUUUUCCUACUGUGUUUAAACGUGUACUCUCUUCUAUGUGUUAUCUCACAAUAUCAAGAAUAUUUGGCCGAUCGUGGUACGGCAGCGGAUGACAACAACUACAGGGUCAGUAUUCUGAAAGUCUCACGAAGAAAAGGGCAACGUGAUAAGGGAGGAAAAGUUCCAGUUGUGAGAUACACGGUACAACCAACAACAACUGCAACAACAUCCUGUUUGAGCUCACGAAAAACACCUACUACCACUAACGAGACGAAGAUAACACCAACACCAACCCAAAGUCCAACUACAUCACGAUAUCUUUCCUUUCCUAUAAAGAGUCCUACGGUAGGACGAGCACAUAAAAAGCACGUUCAAUUUCCGGACACUCCAACGUCAACGUCGAGUUCAACGCCAACGGCAAUACCAAUGUCUAUGGAAAAAUCAGAAAUUCCUUUGACGAACUCCAACGCAAAGUAAACUCAACCCCCAUUCUCCCACCGGCCUGAUGAUACUUAGGAAAAGUUUCAUCACACGAAACAAUUAUUAUUUAAUCAUAGAUCAAUUGUUUCUAAGCAUAUUAAUGCUGCUGUUAGUUAAAUUGUAAAAAGAGAAAGCUUUUUGUUUCUCUAUUCGUGGUCUAUCGCGAUCGAUCGUAUUUUCUAGGACAAUCUUAUGGUUCUCAUGAUUUUUCAAGAACAAGUCACGUGAGAUGAUGAGAGAGAAUUGUAAGAAUACUUCGUUAAAAAAAUAAAAAAAAAAAGAUUA